AUGACUUUUGCGAACCCUACGAGCUGGGUUGCGAGCUCUAGUUUCCGCCUACGUGCUGAAGAUGCCAGGAUGAGCGACCCCUCACCGGACAUGGUAGAGCGUAGACGUGGUCCCCGGGCUAUACCCGCAGAUCGAAUGCUUAUCGUAGUCCUGGUGUGGGGUGCUCCGGUCAAAGUUCUGCGGACAGCGCAAUUUGGGCAUAGACAGAGAUUCUCGAUCGGCAAGAUCCUGGGCCAGGACAAGCACGUGUACGCUUACUUGUGGACUGCGAACACUCCCCCCAAAGAAAGCCACGCUCCGGCGCGACAGCGAAGGCAGGUAGAGCUCAGUUAUUUCUUCUUGGCCCAAUGCGACAAUCGCUCCUCAGCGCGAGGACUCCUGUCCGACGGACAUCCGAUGGAAUGUGUGCACGGACCCACUUGGGAUGCCUACUGCGGUACUCCUUCUCUCUUCAUGGUGAAUAAUUGGGGAGCUGACACCACCGCAGCGUGGGAAGGAGGGAAAGCGAGAAACCGGAGAAUAAAAGACCAUUCGUAG
Trematosphaeria pertusa is the source of this 537-nucleotide messenger RNA. RefSeq lists its product as uncharacterized. The transcript has 5 exons. The record is from RefSeq and is a predicted model, not a curated record. Bases 1 to 537 code for a protein of 178 amino acids. NCBI's taxonomy places the organism in Eukaryota, Fungi, Ascomycota, Dothideomycetes, Pleosporales, Trematosphaeriaceae.